Molecule: messenger RNA, 1884 nt
Organism: Athene cunicularia (burrowing owl)
Lineage: Eukaryota; Metazoa; Chordata; Aves; Strigiformes; Strigidae
Gene: OVCH1
Product: ovochymase 1
Biological process (GO): acrosome reaction; proteolysis
Molecular function (GO): serine-type endopeptidase activity
Source: RefSeq, a predicted model, not a curated record
AUGGAGAAGCAUCACCUCUGGCAGGUGGACAGGCAGGAGCAGAGCAUCCCUGUCUCCUGUGUCAUUAUCCAUCCCAUAUGGGAUGAGGUUCAGCCCAUCUGCCUUCCCCACCAGGAUGAAGACUUCCAGGCAGUGACACUGUAUGUUCUUAGCGGCUGGGGCAAGGUGUCUGAGGCGGCUGGGGUGCUGGCUCCCAUCCUGCAGGAGAUGGAGCUGCCCCUCAUCGACAGCCAGACCUGCAGCACGCUGCUGAGAAGCAUGAACCUACUGCCGGUGUGGAGGUCCAUGCUGUGUCCUGGCUUUCCUGACAGUGGAGGCUUUGUGCCAAGCCCUCUCCUGGCACCAGUGGAGUGCAGUUCCCAAGGUACCCUGCUCUUUGGAGAAAGUGUCCACAUUUGGUACCCCCAGGCUUUGGAGGAUAAUUACCCUGAUAACAGCCUGUUCACCUGGAAUAUAGUGCCAGAGGACAAAAUCAUCUUCAUACGCUUCACCAAAUUAGAUGUAGAAUACCAAGUGGGAUAUGACCAUGAUUAUGUGUCCCUCUAUUUGAAUGGAAGAGAGCUGAUCAGUACAGCCUGUGGGAAAGUCUUCCCAGCCCCUCUGCUGGCAUAGUUGGACCAGGCCACUGUUACAUUUGUUUCUGAUGGCAGCAAUGCUGGUGGUGGUUUUCAGCUCACCUUCGUGGGUGUCCAUAUGGAUUCUGAAGCAGGUGACCUUUCUGUGGUAAGUGUCACAAUGUUAGUGGAAGAGGGAAAGAUUGAUACUGCUAAUUAGCCUGGCUUGUAUCCCAGAAACGCAAAGUGCCACUGGUUCAUUGAGGGUCCGGCAGAGUAUGUCGUAAAGCUGGAGUUUGAAGGCUUUGCUGUGGAACUUAUCUCAGGAUGCAUUUAUGAUGCCGUUACUUUUUAUGGUGAUGAAGAAAACCAGUUGAACACCUGUGGCUUUCCCCCAGUUACUCCCCAGUGGCUGUUCAAGUGUGUUAGUGGAGCUGAGAAGGCUUGUCCUCACUGUUGGCCAUGGCAUGCUGCCCUGAAGCUCACUGGAGACUACUAGUGCGAUGGGGCUGUCAUCAGCUCUAUGUGGCUGCUGACAGCCACCCACUGUGUGCAGCUAUCCAAUAAACCCUCGCACUGGACUGUGACAGUAUGAGACCAUGACAGAGCCCUGAGAGAGUCAACAGAACAGGUGAAAACCAUCAUGGUGCAUCCACACUUCAACAUGCUGAACUAUGUCUCUGAAAUCGCCCUAGUGCAGCUAGAUGUCUUGCUGGAGUACAAACUCUUGAGGCCAGUGUGUCUGCCCAGCAGCUCAGAGACAUUAUUUUCCUCUUCCCUAUGCACUGCAUCUAGAUGGGGGAUCAUUGAAAGUGGGUCUUCUGAUUUUGCGUCUAGGUGGUUGCAGCAAACACAAACGCCUGUACUUCAGAAUGAAAUCUGUGAAAGGAAUUACUACUUCAGCCACACUGGAGGGAUCACAGCCAGGAUGCUUUGUGCUGGGUUUGUUUCUGUGGGAGGCCAGGACUCCUGUCAGGGUGGCUCUGGUGCCCCCUUGGUUUGUAACAAGGAAAAUGGACCAUUUAGUCUUUAUGGUAUUGUCCGCCGGGGUGUUGGCUUUGCCAGUCCAAAGAAAGCAGGAGUCUAUUCAAGAGUGAGGAUUUUCUUGGACUGGAUAAGAUUGUUGAUGAAAGGAUAUGUGGAAAGCACAGAGUGCUCUUCAGUACUCCGACUGUCUCCAAAGGGCAUGGCAAAGAUUACAGUAAAGCAUCUGUCAAUAACAUCAUUGCUGAACUGCCAAGACAAGUUUCAUGGAAUUUAUGAAGAGAGCCAGAGAGGAGUGCUAGGUAACAACAAACAAUCCAUCUGAGGACACUCAGCCCUAGAAAUU